AUGAAUGUAGUAGCUCAAAAACCAGAAUCAGAACAACAAGAAGAAGAUGAUCAUACUAAUACUAUACUCAGCUUCUUCAAACCCGCCACAAAACCGAAAAAGCCCUUUUCGAAUCCUUCGACUACCGAAAAGGGGGAAUCUUCCAAUUCCAAAGGCGACGAGUACCCACCGCCUCCGCCGCCUUUGCCGCCACCGUCUAGUUUAAUCUGCGAAAUCUGCAAAGAACCCAAAUCGCCCAAAAAAGCUUUCACCAUCAGAGGCUGCAUACAUUCUUACUGUACAAACUGCGUGACCGAUUACGUGGCGUCCAAGCUUCGAGAAAACAUUCUUAAAAUCGGGUGCCCGGAUCCCGGUUGCCGAGGAGGGUAUCUGGAUCCGGAUCAUUGCCGGCCGAUAAUCCCACCGGAGGUGUACAAUAGGUGGGGAAGCGCGUUGCGGGAUCAGGUUGUUGUGAUCGUUAGGUCUCACAGAUUCUAUUGCCCGUACAGGGAUUGCUCGAUGAUGAUGACGAUCGACGACGACAGUGUGAGGAAAUCGGAGUGUCCGAACUGCUGGAGAUUAAUCUGCGCAAAGUGUAGAGUUCCGUGGCAUUUGGGGAUGCAGUGCUUGGAGUUUCGGGGGCUGAAUAGGAACGAAAGAGACGAGGAAGAUAUAACGUUGAUGAAGCCUGCACAGAGAAAGCGUAGGGUAAAGUGUCGAAAUUGCAGGUUCUAUGUUGACAGAACAAGGGACAAAUGCACUAGGUGUGGAAAGUAUUUCAAUAACAGAAAUCGAAGGGUGCAGUUUUGGAAUAAUUCUUUUAGUUACGCGAUUUUCAAAGAAUAA
Molecule: messenger RNA, 825 nt
Organism: Ziziphus jujuba (common jujube)
Lineage: Eukaryota; Viridiplantae; Streptophyta; Magnoliopsida; Rosales; Rhamnaceae
Product: E3 ubiquitin-protein ligase RSL1
Exons: 2
Coding region: 1-825 (274 amino acids)
Biological process (GO): ubiquitin-dependent protein catabolic process; positive regulation of proteasomal ubiquitin-dependent protein catabolic process; protein polyubiquitination
Cellular component (GO): ubiquitin ligase complex; cytoplasm
Molecular function (GO): ubiquitin conjugating enzyme binding; zinc ion binding; ubiquitin protein ligase activity
Source: RefSeq, a predicted model, not a curated record